UUCAUUGGUCGUUCAGCAGCUGUUUACAUCCUCGCCAUGCUUAUGUUGGGACCACCAGUGUGCUGCAGGUGUUCAGACUAACACUUGUGUGAUAUUAUUAACCUGUAUUUGUCUCGUCGCUGUCCGCACGCGCCCGCAGUUUAUUUGGAAGAUGUCUCGUGCGGGUUUGAGCUGCCCGGGCUGCGGCUCCUCCAACAUAGUGGACGAUGAUCUGUACUGCCAGGCCCAGCUGGUGUGUAUGGACUGCGGCUCUGUGGUGUCUGAGGGAGUCCUGGCCACCGAUGAGUACGUCGGGUGUUCAGAUGUCAGCUACAGCCGAACCACAGCUGUGACCAAAAAGCCGUGUAUGAACCUGAAAAAAGGUCUGCAGCGCGUGAAAGCCUUAUGUCAGAUUCUCCGGGUCAAGGGUGAGAUCGAGGAGCUCUCGCAGAUGUAUUACAAGCAGGCUUAUGAGCAUGAAAGUUUCAUCAAAGUGAGCCUCCAGAAGAAAGAAGUUCUCGCUGGUUGCUGUGUGCUCGUGAGCUGCAGGCUGUCGAACUGGCCAAUAACCAUAGGAACCAUCAGCUACCUGGUGGAUGACAACCAGCAGAUGGUGGGAGCGGUUUUCCACGAGAUGGUCAAGAUUCUCAACAUCGAAGUCCCAAACAUCAGCAUCACAGACGUGAUCGAGGCCCACAGUCAGGAGUACAAAAUUAGCUCAUCCGAUGUUCCUGAAGUAUUGGCUGAGAACUUCAAGGACUUGACCAAACGUGCUGUGGCCCUGGUGGAGCUGGCAGCAGACUCCUGGAUUGUGACUGGCCGUACACCGACCCCCAUCAUGAUGGCAGCAAUUUAUCUGUCCUGGCAGUCCUUGAAACCCAACAAGCACCGGCUCAAUGUCUCUCUGGACAAAUUCUGUCAGAUUGCCAAAGUGAAAAGGCUCCCUCCUGCUUCAAAGAGAAUAACUGAGAUGAAGGAGAUGUUGUGUAAGCUGGGAAAGGAGAUUCCUUGGGUCAGGGAAGAGGUGACGCCACACAAUGUUGUUCAGCAGCUGGAGGAUAUUCUAAAGUACCGGUCUACCCUGCUAAGGAGGGCUCUGAGAACCCAUGAGGAUGCUCUGCUGGCAGAGUGUCAGGACAGCUGCGAGGACUCUCUAACUGAGGAGACUGCUCCCUCCCAAGAGCAGAAUCCACAUGCAUCCUGCGUGGAACAACUUGAACUGAAUGCUGAAAGGGCCCAGCGACCAGGAGGUGGAGAUGAUAAUCCACGCACAAUGCCUGAGCUGCAUAGAGACUCUCAGGAGGGCCAAGAUCCAGCACCAAACUGGGGAAAGAGAGUGCUGUUUGCUCCCCCGUGUGUGGUUCAUGCUAAGAAAAGACGAGUGGAGCAGCCAAAGCUCAAGGAUGUAACCGGUGAUGAGGAAAUCUCUGACAGUGAAAUUGACUCUUACAUUCGCACUCCUCGGGAAGCUCGAGAUUUUGCUUUGAUGCAGAAGAUAUAUGAGAUUGAGAAAUCAUGACCUGAAUAUUCUAAUAAGGAUGCAGGUGUUUUAAUUAAUUAAUAAUUUCUAGACUCAGUUGAUAAUAAGAGAUUCUACAACCUAUUUUAUGUCUGUGCUGCUUAUACAUGGUUCACUUUCAAAUCACAUGGUGUUGAAGUGGGUAAUUAAAAUGAGGAAUGUGGACACACCACAUGUGUAGUCAGUGGAAAAAUGCAAUGUGAGGAACUCCACUUCAACUAUAAAAUGCUUUACUUUUGAAGGAAACAUGAGAAUGAAUGUGUUUGCACAUCACAUAUGAAAGUGCCUGAAAUAAAAGCAUUUACCUUUUUACAGUA
Molecule: messenger RNA, 1815 nt
Organism: Epinephelus lanceolatus (giant grouper)
Lineage: Eukaryota; Metazoa; Chordata; Actinopteri; Perciformes; Serranidae
Gene: brf2
Product: BRF2 general transcription factor IIIB subunit
Biological process (GO): transcription preinitiation complex assembly; DNA-templated transcription initiation
Cellular component (GO): transcription preinitiation complex; nucleus
Molecular function (GO): TBP-class protein binding
Source: RefSeq, a predicted model, not a curated record